GUUCUCGUUUAUUUGUUUUCUUAUUCAACCCAUAAUACUUGCCAAAGAUUCGACGAACUACAAGAAAGUUUUCUUCUUUAUUCCUAUUCUAUUGCUAUCAAGUAGUACCUACUUGACAUCCGAUACUCUGAUAUUUGUGUGAAACGUGUCCAGAUAACCACGAGAGCUGCCGCUUGAAGUCCUGCUACGGUUGUUUGUGCCCUUUGAUAGACUGGAAUCUUGUAUACAUUCCAGUUCAGCCUUCCGUCGUUGCUUUCAAAGUCUCGGGAGUGUUUACAAGUUUGCUUUGUGCCACUCUGACAACUCCUUGACAGUUCUAUAACUUGUCAAAUACCGACACAGCCUUAUCUGUUUUCACAAAAUCUACCAAGCUGUCUUCCAAACCAAACACCUCAAUCUUGAGACUGGUUGACUCUGCCAGAAAAGCAAGAUCUCUGACAGCUAAUUCCAAGGCUCUGAUCAAUACGAAGAUGUCGUUGUCCUCAAUUGUUGAAGAACAGCCGUUCACCUCUCGCUACUCCCCAGAGACUUUGCCAUUUGAAGCAAGAGCUCAGAGAGGCAGACGUGGAAGCUUCAACAACGAAAGGUUGAGGCUUGUUGCAGUUGAAGAUGUUAGAGAGCCGAUCUCCUUGGAGACUGAAAGAUCCGUUCAAUUGGUGUCACAAGCUUUGCAGCAAGAGGUUGAAAGAAUCAACCACGAUACAUGCGAAGCUGGUGAAGAAGAUUCGUUCUUCGUCUGUGACUUGGGCAAGAUUGAAAGAUUGCUCAAAAUCUGGAGACAGAACUUGCCUCGUGUUCAUCCAUUUUACGCAGUGAAAUGUAACCCAGAUCCACAUGUCCUCAAGCUGUUGGCUUCCCUGGGUGUUAACUUUGACUGCGCCUCAAAAGGUGAGAUUGAUCUCGUUCUAAGCUUGGGUGUUGAUCCUUCAAGAAUCAUCUAUGCACACCCUUGUAAGACUGGCUCAUUCUUGAGACACUCCAAGAAACAGAAUGUUCAAUUGACCACUUUUGACAACGCUGAUGAGUUGUAUAAGCUCAAGAAGUACCAUCCAGGUUGUAGAUUGUUGUUGAGAAUUAUCACUGACGACGAAUCUGCUCAAUGCAGAUUAUCUACAAAGUACGGAGCUCCUUUAUCCUCUGUCAAGAACUUGCUGGAAUUGGCAAGAGAAUUGGAGUUGGACAUUGCUGGCGUUUCAUUCCACGUUGGGUCAGGUGCAAGUGACAACGAAUCCUUGAUUAAAGCAGUGCGUGAUGCCAGACACACCUUCGACCUGGGUUCUCAACUUGGUUUCAACAUGCAAAUCUUGGAUGUUGGUGGAGGAUUCUCAUACGAAUCGUUCAACACGGCAUCACAAGCUUUAAGAGUCGCACUGGACCAAUAUUUCCCAGUCUCUUCGAACGUUGAAAUCAUCGCAGAGCCUGGUCGUUAUUUCGUUGCCAACGCAUUCACCUUGGCUACCCACGUCAUUGCGAAGAGAGGAUCUGUCUUUGACCACAGCAGUCAGUCCCAAGACCCUCCAAUGGUUUACAUCAACGACGGUGUCUACGGCAACAUGAACUGUAUCUUGUUCGACCACCAGCACCCACAGGCCCAUGUCCUCACACACCGUGGUGAGUUUGUCUACGGUGGACACCACACUGAACAAGCCAACGGCAACACCUACAACGUUUCAAUCUGGGGCCCGACAUGUGACGGAUUGGACUGUAUUUCCAACAACGCUGAGCUUUCACACAACGUUUGUGUUGGUGACUGGUUGUACUUCCCUGAUUUGGGAGCCUACACGUCUGCUGCUGCCUCACCUUUCAACGGUUUUGAAGCACAAGCACGUAAAUUUUACGUCAACUCUGAGAUUUAGAACUACUCCCCA
Williopsis jadinii is the source of this 1868-nucleotide messenger RNA. RefSeq names its product ornithine decarboxylase SPE1 (gene SPE1). Gene Ontology annotation, molecular function: ornithine decarboxylase activity. The transcript has a single exon. NCBI's taxonomy places the organism in Eukaryota, Fungi, Ascomycota, Saccharomycetes, Phaffomycetales, Wickerhamomycetaceae. The record is from RefSeq and is a predicted model, not a curated record. Bases 471 to 1856 code for a protein of 461 amino acids. Gene Ontology annotation, cellular component: cytoplasm.